AUGCGCAUUUGGGAGGAUAUAUCACAUGAUUUCAUCUCUGGUCUACCAAAAUCUCAAGGUUAUGAUGUGAUUUUAGUGGUGGUUAAUCAAUUGACUAAAUAUGCUCACUUCAUGCCUUUGUCCCAUCCUUACACUACUAAGCUAUUUUGCAAGGAAAUAGUCUGCCUCCACGGCAUGCCUCACUCUAUAGUCUCUGAUCGUGAUUCUUUCUUCUUGAGUGGACUCUGUUAUCAUGUAUCAGCUAGAAACACACCGUUCAAACUUGUAUAUGGAAGAGAACCCCCUCCACUUGUUCCAUAUGUCAAAGGCAAAACAGUAGUUGCAGAAUUAGAAGAGCAGUUGGAACUUCGGGAUGACAUGUUGAGGAUCUUGCGUGACAACUUGUUGAAAGCUCAAAAUCGCAUGAAGGUUCAGGCAGACCGCCACCGUUGUGACCUUCAAUUUGCACCGGGGGAUGUGGUGUGGUUAAGACUACAACCAUACCGUCAGAAAACAUUAGCUCGAAGAAAGUUUGAGAAGCUAUCUCCUGGGUUUUUUGGUCCCAUACAAGAUACUCCGUUGAAUUGGGUAGGUUGCUUAUGA
Molecule: messenger RNA, 582 nt
Organism: Neltuma alba
Lineage: Eukaryota; Viridiplantae; Streptophyta; Magnoliopsida; Fabales; Fabaceae
Exons: 2
Coding region: 1-582 (193 amino acids)
Molecular function (GO): nucleic acid binding
Source: RefSeq, a predicted model, not a curated record